Molecule: messenger RNA, 2355 nt
Organism: Camellia sinensis
Lineage: Eukaryota; Viridiplantae; Streptophyta; Magnoliopsida; Ericales; Theaceae
Source: RefSeq, a predicted model, not a curated record
GUUUUGUUUGUUUGUUGGAUCAUUCUGUUGUUUUCGGUUUUUCAGAGUUCCCAAGGAACCACAAACGCCAUCUCUCUCUCUCUCUCGCUCUCUAACUCCAUGGGAGCUCGUCGAUCCUUGGCGUUUCGUUCAUUGAUCUCGGCGAUCGUUCUUCUGCUUUUGACCUACAAUGCUUACUCCUUCUACCUUCCUGGUGUCGCUCCCCAGGACUUUGACAAGGGUGAUCUGUUGAAUGUGAAAGUGAAUAAAUUGACCUCUACAAAGACUCAGCUUCCUUACUCGUAUUAUUCUCUUCCUUACUGUCAUCCCGAAACCAUAGUUGACAGCAGAGAGAAUCUUGGGGAAGUACUGCGUGGUGAUCGUAUUGAAAACUCUGCUUAUGUGCUGAAUCGUUUUGUGCAGUUUAAAAUGAGGGAACCACAGAUGUGCAAGAUUGCCUGUCGGUUGACACUUGAUGCCAAAACUGCAAAGGAGUUCAAAGAGAAGAUUGAAGAUGAGUAUCGGGUCAACAUGAUACUGGAUAACCUUCCUCUAGUGGUUCCCAUACAAAGGCUUGAUCAGGAAUCUCCACCAGUAUAUCAGUUGGGAUUUCACGUUGGGCUUAAAGGGCAAUAUACUGGAAGCAAGGAUGAAAAAAAUUUCAUACACAACCAUUUGAAAUUUACUGUCAAGUAUCAUAGAGACAUGCAGACAGACUUAGCAAGGAUUGUGGGCUUUGAAGUCAAACCAUUCAGUGUCAAACAUGAAUAUGAAGGAAAGUGGACUGAGAAUACUCAUUUAACCACUUGUGAUCCACAAGCAAAACAAAUGGUCUCUAACAACAACGCUCCCCAACAAGUUGAAGAGAAACAAGAAAUUAUAUUCACAUAUGAUGUUGAGUUCCAGGAGAGUGAUGUCAAGUGGGCAUCCAGAUGGGACACCUAUCUUCUAAUGAGUGAUGACCAAAUACACUGGUUCUCAAUUGUGAAUUCCUUGAUGAUUGUUCUCUUUCUCUCGGGCAUGGUGGCUAUGAUAAUGCUACGGACACUUUAUCGUGACAUCUCCAAGUACAACGAACUUGAGACCCAAGAGGAGGCCCAAGAAGAAACAGGAUGGAAACUAGUCCACGGCGAUGUUUUCCGGCCCCCAAAUAACUCAGAAUUGCUGUGUGUCUGUGCUGGAACAGGUGUUCAGUUCUUCGGAAUGAUUCUUGUUACCAUGAUCUUUGCGGUCCUUGGGUUCCUCUCACCUUCAAAUCGGGGUGGACUCAUGACAGCCAUGCUCAUGCUCUGGGUUUUCAUGGGACUGUUUGCUGGUUAUGCCUCUGCUCGUUUGUACAAGAUGUUUAAAGGAUCAGAAUGGAAGAAAAUCGCUCUCAGGACUGCUUUUUUGUUCCCAGCCACUGUCUUUGUCAUUUUCUUCGUCUUAAAUGCGCUCAUCUGGGGUCAGAAAUCUUCAGGGGCUGUGCCAUUUGGGACAAUGUUUGCUCUGGUCUUCUUGUGGUUUGGGAUUUCAGUCCCGCUUGUGUUUGUGGGCAGCUAUGUCGGGUUCAGGAAACCAGCAAUUGAAGAUCCAGUGAAGACAAACAAAAUCCCAAGGCAGAUCCCUGAGCAAGCAUGGUACAUGAACCCAAUCUUCUCAAUUCUAAUUGGAGGAAUUCUCCCAUUUGGAGCUGUGUUCAUUGAACUCUUCUUCAUCCUCACCUCGAUCUGGCUGAAUCAGUUUUACUACAUCUUCGGCUUCCUCUUCAUAGUCUUUAUCAUCCUCAUCAUCACCUGUGCUGAAAUAACCAUCGUGCUUUGUUACUUCCAGUUGUGCAGCGAAGAUUACCUGUGGUGGUGGAGGUCAUACUUGACAUCAGGCUCCUCAGCUCUGUACCUUUUCCUUUAUGCUGCUUUCUAUUUCUUCACCAAGCUUGAAAUUACAAAACCGGUUUCUGGGGCAUUGUACUUUGGAUACAUGCUGAUUGGUUCAUAUGCAUUCUUCGUGUUGACCGGUACCAUCGGUUUCUACGCAUGCUUCUGGUUCACAAGGCUCAUUUACUCAUCAGUGAAGAUUGAUUGAUUGACCGAUUGAUUGAUUGCAUGCAAAUGAUUCGUGGACUAUUAUUCCUUCUCCGUUCAGGGACGUACAUGCCAUAUUAUUAGGUUGAGGUUCAAAAUUAAGUGUUGGUGGGCUUUUUUUUUUUUGUGCCCAAUUGUGAACAUUGAUGGUCAUUAUUCCAUUGUUGUAGUAUCUCCUUCACUAUUUUGUAAAACAAAUGCAGGAGGUUUACAAAGCUUGUGAUUCCUUUCUUUUUAGAUUCUUUCAUAUAUUUCUUGGCCAGCCAUGUGACUAUCUAACUAGAAAAUUGAAAUCCAAUUGGUCAUUUUCCCA